AUGUGCCCCUUGGAUGAGAAAUUUGAGAUUCUCAUCGUGAGGGAAGCUGGCCAUUAUCGCGCUGCCAUAGCAUCAAAGACCAGUCGCAGAUACCUUCUGUCCACGACUCGACUCGAUCAUACUGUCACGACUGUUCUAGAGUUUCUUCUCGACGUGACUGCCGAAUACAUCAGAAAUAAAGAGGAUACCUUCUACUACGAUACUGCGACCUCAGCAGAUGAGGUUGAUGAACUUGACGGGAGCGUCCCCUAUACCAACAAUGAGAGAACUGAUGAGCACAUCUGCAGAUCUCCUUCGUCAUCGUCCUCAGAGUAUCCAUCUUCAUCUUCUGGAUCUCCGGCCCCUGAGCGUGCAACGAGAGAGUCUUGCAUCGUCUUCUUCUCUGUCAUGGUCUUCUGA
This is a messenger RNA of Aureobasidium melanogenum CBS 110374, 399 nucleotides long. RefSeq lists its product as uncharacterized. Lineage: Eukaryota; Fungi; Ascomycota; Dothideomycetes; Dothideales; Saccotheciaceae. The transcript has a single exon. Bases 1 to 399 code for a protein of 132 amino acids. The record is from RefSeq and is a predicted model, not a curated record.